AGCAUCCGUGCGCAGGCGUGUUUGGCCCGCAGCCCCUCCGAGGUCGCUGUCCUGCCCUCCCGUCGCUUUUAAGAGCUACCAGCCGGGAAAGGAGCAUGCCGCCCUCUUUUAGGCCAGUCAUGACGGCGUAUCCUAGAAAUACUGCCUGUGAAAUGCUAGAAAUGCUGCACGGGUGCUUGCUGUGGUGAGAGAACUGAGGUUCCCCCCUGCCUCCCAGUCUUCCCCAGUUGAAAAGAAAAAGUCAUAAAAGUAAUGGUUUUCAUGCUGGAGCCCUGGGAUUACUGGAUAGCGGAGUAUCUGUCUCUGAGAUUCAUGUUGUUCUGAUCCAGCAGCAACCAUGUCAUAUUACAACAGCCAGCAUUCAUUCACCCACCACUCUUUUGUGUUCGUGCAGGGGAUCCUGAUGUCUCCAAGGUAGUAGCUGAUGAAACCACAGUCCUUGAUGUCCCUACUGAGUUUAGCAGGCCAGCCACCACACACUUCCACAGGCUGCAAGAAGAGGAAAGCACAACUUCUGAACAUGAGCUGUGGCAAGCCAGGGUGCUGAGGACUGAGAAUCAGCACCUUGAGACCAUCUCGACCAUUAAGGCCAAUGGCAGGUGCAAGGAAGAAUUGGAUGAGGGUGUGGAUCCCGGAUCUGCAGCAGAAAAAGUGGAGAUGGGGCAUAAAGAGGCAUGUCCAGGAGACCUGGAUCUGUUGUCGCCCUCAAGCGGGGUUUGGCUCAAUGCUCGUUUGGUUGGCAAGCCAUGCAAGGUGCAUGCUCUGGCCAGCCAGCUCCAGAAGUGCCUGCAGGACUGUAGCGGCAAGACAGCUGGGUGGGAAUCCCAGCAGCCCAGUCCUUCUGAAGGAGAGAGUGUAGAGACUUGUGAGAAAGAGAGCAAAGCUUCCAAAGACUCCACACUGGUAUUCCCAGACCAUGGGGAAAAGGGCCCACUGGAGGGCCCUGAGGGGCACGAGGAGUAUACGGAGCUGGUGAAGUGUCAUUCUGGCAGCCCAGGCCCCCGACCAAAAGCUGUGUCCCAGAAGGAGAUGAUCAAGCGCAGGUACCGCUGUGGGGAGUGUGGUAAAGCCUUCCUGCAGCUCUGCCACCUCAAGAAGCACCGCUUUGUCCAUGCUGGCCACAAGCCCUUCCUGUGCACAGAGUGUGGCAAGAGCUAUAGUUCAGAGGAGAGCUUUAAGGCCCAUGUGCUGGCCCACCGGGGUGUGCGGCCUUUCCAGUGCACCCAGUGCGACAAGGCUUACUGCACCAAGCGAGACUUGCAGGAGCACCAGGUCCUGCACACUGGCCAGCGCCCCUUCUCCUGCGAGCAGUGUGGCAAGGCCUUUGCACGCCGGCCCUCUCUCCGCAUUCACAGAAAGAUCCACUUGGCCACAGGGACUGGCCCAGCUGGUCCCAAGGGAUGCCAGUGUGCCAUAUGUGGACGCCACCUGGCCAACCCUGGCUCCUUGCGCAACCACAUGCGCCUGCACACCGGGGAGCGCCCUUACGCCUGUCCCUACUGUGCCAAGGACUUCCGACAGCAGAGCAACCUGCGCGAGCACCUCCGGCUGCACACGGGUGAGAAGCCCUACCAGUGCCGCUUCUGUGGCGACGCCUUCCCCAAGCUGCCAGAGCUGCGGCGCCAUCUCAUCUCCCACACGGGUGAGGCCCACCUAUGCACCGUGUGCGGCAAGGCGCUGCGGGACCCCCACACGUUGCGAGCCCACGAGCGCUUGCACACAGGCGAGCGCCCUUUUCGCUGUGAGCAGUGCGGCAAGUCCUACACCCUGGCCACGAAGCUGCGGCGCCACCAGAAAUCCCACCUGGCUGACAAGCCCUACAGAUGCGAGCUCUGUGGCAUGGGCUACACCCUUCCCCAGAGCCUUGCGCGCCAUGUGCUGACCCACAAGGUCGAAAAGGACCCCAAGGAACUCACCACUGCAGUGUCCUCACUUGAUGUGGACCCACCCCAGGCAGCAAGGAAAAGGCCUCAGAGGAAGGGCCACCAGGAGGAAGUUGCGGCAGAGCCCACCUUGCUCAUGGUGGAGGUGCCAGGACCAGCAAAUGAGGCUGAGCUGCUGAUCGCAGCCAGCAGUCACUGCAUUGCUACUUACCAGUCUCAGGGCAGCCCCCCAGAUCCUGGGGUGCAUGGGAGGCCCACUGGGCAUUUGCCAUCAGCAAAGGACAUCAUUGAAAUCACCAUCUCCGAGCAUGAGGACAAAUGCAUUGUAGUGCAGGACGAGGGCUCACCAAGUGAUGUGGUCAUCAUUCAGGAGGGGUUGGGCUUCGGAGCAGUGGCAGAAGUGGUGGAGGUUGAGACUGGGACCUGACUAUCCCAGCCUGCCCUGGCUGAUCUUCCUCUGUACUUAUUAAAAUGGGGUAAAAAAACAACAAAGCCCCUAGUUCUCUUGUCUCUCUGUGGCAACAAGGCCCUGCAGCUCAGCCCCAGGCAGAAUUAGCAGUCCUGGAGGUAACUGCCUGCAUAGACCUGGGUCUUUUCGGUAGCUGCCCCUUGGAGCUGUGAGCCUACAUGUGCCUCAUGCUGCGCCUGGUGCAGAGAAGGUGCUGGCUGUUGAUGGGAAUAGCUUCUUAGAGAAGACUCCUGCAGUGUUAAUGAGCAGUGCUUUUGCUCUGCCUGUGUUACGCUGUCAGUGGGUGACAGCGUGCUGUGGGGAAGGCAGGAAAAGUCUCAAAGCAGCAGCUUUGAACAAUGCCUUCCUUUCAAGUUUUUCUUUCUCUAAUUAAUUGUUGCUAUUCAAGCACUUUCCUGGGCUUUUACUCGUGGAGCUCAGCAGCGCUUCCGAUCAUAUGAAGGUGACGCUGAUGGCAGGCAUUGCUGGGAAGCGGCUUCCCAACUGUUUGCAAGGUGUCUCUCUUACGGGUUUUUUUGAGGAGCAUUUUUCACAAAUAGUGGAAACAAAGUCCUGCCCUGGAGCUGGGGCUGCGUGUUCCUACUCCAUUGUCACCUGUUCUGCUUGCUCUCGGCUUCCUGGCCUUACAGUGACUGGAUGGUCUGUCUGAGGACAUGAAAGGAUACCUUCAUGCCUCACUGUGCAAAUAGCAUUGUACGGUGCAAUUUUCACUGUCCUCAGCUGAGAGGCUCCUCACCUCUCCAGGUAAGGGUCCAACAGUUCAUCUCGGUAUGCUCAGAUUUUGUCAUUCCCCUUUGCAUUCAAGUUGGUUUCGUUAAUCUGUUUCCCUUGUUCUUUUUCUCACAUUCUUGCUUCCUCUCUUCCACUUCCUCCCCGCUCCUGCAGCAAAAAGCUAAAGGACAGCACCACCACAGCUACACCCCAAUAUUCCCACUGCUCAAUCUUUAGUGCUCAUUUGCCAGCUGAGGCACGCUGAAGGAAAUUGGUCACGUUUUGGGAAGGAGGUGCACAGUUCCCAAUGCCAUGUGAACAUGGCCUUGUAGGAAGAGACCAACAAUACCAGCCCUAACAGAGGUCUUUCAGACUUGCCCACCCUGCACUCCCUUUUCAUGUGUUGUACAAACACUGCUUUCAUUUGCUGCAUCCUCAGUUUUAGCUGUUCUUGGUCCCCAUCUUGCCCCUCUCUAACAUCUGCAUUUCCCAAAAAAAGUUUUGUUUAGGGCCUAAAUUAUCUGGGCUUUUUAUGGCCACUGCACAAGAGGAGGGUAUAGUGUCACCGGGGAACUGUCGGUAGCACGGUUCCCUUUUGGGGUGCUGUGAACACAGUAAUGUGACGAUCUGAAAAGUGCUCUUUGUAGUUUCCACAUUCAACUUUUUUCCACAAACUUUUACGACCGAUUUGCAAAGGUGCUGCAGUCAGAUGUGAAGUAAGGAUGGAAGGUGAAUUCAGCUGAUAAACCUUUGAGUGUCCUUAUUUUCAGCUAUUUUCUUUGAAGUCAGGGGGCAGAUGAGCUCAGUCUUCGCCCUGAGCGCUUGGAGGCAGACCAGUGAGAGCAGAGGUGUACGAGGGGGGCUUCUACUUGAAGCCACAGCGCUUCCUACUGCUCUCCCUUUGGUGCCUAUCCUAACUCUUGCAGUUUCCAAAUAUUGACACAGCUGCAAAGUGUUCUCACUGGAGUUGGGCUCGUGCGCUGUGUUUGAAGCAUGUGCCC
Molecule: messenger RNA, 4064 nt
Organism: Egretta garzetta (little egret)
Lineage: Eukaryota; Metazoa; Chordata; Aves; Pelecaniformes; Ardeidae
Gene: ZNF408
Product: zinc finger protein 408
Exons: 1
Coding region: 658-2310 (550 amino acids)
Biological process (GO): regulation of transcription by RNA polymerase II
Cellular component (GO): nucleus
Molecular function (GO): DNA-binding transcription factor activity, RNA polymerase II-specific; RNA polymerase II transcription regulatory region sequence-specific DNA binding
Source: RefSeq, a predicted model, not a curated record